UUGAAGGUGGUGAAAUUGGCCCUAAGUCGCGUAUCUCUGUUGUAUAUUUUUCGAGUUCAUUUUAUAUUUCUCAUUUCAUCUGUCAUGAGUGCAUAUAUAUUCAAACGCUAUUGUCAUAUAGUGAGGAAAAUAAACCCGUUAUUAUGAAGAAUAUAAAAUAACAAAAAUAUUAUAGUAAAAACUAUAGAAAAAGUGUAGUACAGGAUAGAUGUCCAUUAAUGAAUACCUAACCUAACCUAACCUAUUUGGCAAUUCUGUUUUUCAAUGGAAAAGAAAAGUGCAAUUUUGCAUAUUGAUAACGAACGACGUACAUAGUACAAUGCUUUUAUUGUUAAUGAGAUACUAAUUAAUUCUACAGCUUAACUUUACAGUGCAUCAUCGGCUAAAGACUAUAAGAAUUUAAUUUGUACUUUGGAUAUAUAAUGGACAUUGUCUAAGAUCAAUAAAAUAGUUCUUAUUACUAAAGCAGCAUUAUAUAUAAAGAGUAUUGUAGAAAAUGAGUGAGACUCCAACAAAUGAUAUGCCUGAGAGCAACGGUGCAAUGGAGCAGUCUGCUUAUAAUGGCGAGGCAGAAGAGCAUGCUGCUAAGUCUCCAGUAAGUACUGAAGAGAAAGCACCGGAUUCAGUAUGUGAUAAUGGUAUAAAAAGGAAUGCCAUUGCCUCUGGCAAUAGUAAUGCACCAAAUAGAACAAAAAAACGCAAGAAGACUCCAAGAGAUGCCACUGCACCAAAACAACCUUUGAGUGGUUAUUUCCUGUUUUUAAAUGACCGGAGAGAGAAAGUUCGAAGCGAAAAUCCGAAUUUAACAUUCACAGAGAUUACAAAGCUUCUGGCUUCGGAAUGGAGUAAAUUACCAGGUGAUCAGAAACAGCAAUAUUUGGAUGCAGCUGAACAAGAUAAAGAGCGCUACAAUCGCGAGUUUAACAACUAUAAGCAAACAGAAGCAUAUCGACUGUUCAAUGAAAAACAAUCAGAGAGACAAAAUGAAAAUAAGAAAGAAAGAAAUGGCACUGAUGUAAACGUUGAGCAGAAUGACAUCCAGCAAGAUAAGGACAAUGAUUUUACAGGUUUUGACAUCCCUAUUUUUACAGAAGAAUUUCUGGAUCACAACAAAGCCUGUGAGGCUGAAUUGAGACAAUUGCGGAAAGCAACAUCCGACUAUGAAUCUCAGAAUGCAGUUCUCCAGCGACACGUCGAUAGUCUGCAUGCGGCUGUGAAUCGCUUGGAAUCCGAAACUAAUCAACAACGAACGAACAAUCAAGCUUUACAGCGCAAUUUGGAUUCUCUUCGUUCGCAAUUAGCAGGCUGCUUCGCUACUAUACCGCUUCCAGGCACACAUGAUGGUGCUACAUUACAAAAUAUCGACAGUUACUUCGAGAGACUGGAAUCAUUAUUGAGCGGUAACGUCGAACAAAGUCUACGUAAUACUAUUCGCAAUGCUGUGUCUCGUCUAGAAUUAAUUGGAUGACAAUCGCCUCCGGGCAGUACAUCAUUGAAACAUCAUCGUUCGAGGCAUUCACAUCGAAAGUAGUGAAAAAAAUAUUUUAAACAGUUUGUAAAUUCCACUUUUCUACCUCGUGGUAGGAUCAAUAUGAUUACCAGCUAUUUAAGUUAAUGAUUACAUAUGUAUUGCAGCUGAUUAUUUGUGGUUUCUAUAAUAUAUAUGACAAUAAUUUACACUUUA
This is a messenger RNA of Cataglyphis hispanica, 1684 nucleotides long. It is a transcript of the gene Hmg-2, whose product is annotated as high mobility group protein 20A. The coding region runs from base 497 to 1468 and encodes 323 amino acids. The record is from RefSeq and is a predicted model, not a curated record. Gene Ontology annotation, cellular component: nucleus. The transcript is spliced from 8 exons. Lineage: Eukaryota; Metazoa; Arthropoda; Insecta; Hymenoptera; Formicidae. Gene Ontology annotation, biological process: regulation of gene expression.